UUAAAGGAAUUCUUUUUCCACCUGUGGAAAUUGAGAACCUCAGCUUAUCAAUGUCAGAGCCAAGACCAGGCAACUCCUCAAUGUCAUGUAGACAGAGAUGUGCAAGUGGCCUCAGGACUACUGGACUUCUGGGGGCAGUCUUUCAGAACUCCAGUUUGGGGCAGGAGGGAGCACAACAGUACCUGGAGCCCACAGCAGCGGACAGCCACAGGGAGGCGCCUGUGAGAGCUGAGGACUGGGCAGACCCCUGCAGAGAGAUGAUGGCGGGGGAUUCCAGUAGGACCUUGUCAAAAGGAAGCUGCCCCCCAGGGCCAGUCCCUGAUGGUGUGAUUCGUCUCUACAGCAUGAGGUUCUGCCCCUACUCACACAGGACACGCCUCGUCCUCAAGGCCAAGGGCAUCAGACAUGAAAUUAUCAACAUUAAUCUGAAAAACAAGCCUGAAUGGUACUAUACAAAACAUCCUUUUGGCCAAGUUCCUGUCCUGGAGAACAACCAGUGUCAACUAAUCUAUGAAUCUGUCAUUGCUUGUGAGUACCUGGAUGACGCCUACCCGGGAAGGAAGCUGUUUCCAUACGACCCUUACGAACGAGCUCGCCAAAAGAUGUUAUUGGAACUAUUCUGUAAGGUCCCACAGCUGACCAAGGACUGUCUGGUGGCUCUGAGAUGCGGGAGAGACUGUACAGAACUGAAAGCCACCCUGCGUCGGGAGUUCUGCAACCUGGAAGAGAUUCUUGAGUAUCAGAACACGUCCUUCUUUGGUGGAAGCCGUAUAUCUAUGGUUGAUUACCUCUUCUGGCCCUGGUUUGAACGGCUGGAUGUAUAUGGACUAUCUGACUGCAUCAAUCACACCCCGAUGCUACAGGUCUGGAUGGCUACCAUGAAACAGGACCCCACAGUCUGUGCUCUGCUCAUCGAUAAGGGCAUUUUCCUGGGCUUCCUGAAUCUCUAUUUCCAGAACAACCCUAAUGCCUUUGACUUUGGGCUAGUUUACUGA
Molecule: messenger RNA, 995 nt
Organism: Jaculus jaculus (lesser Egyptian jerboa)
Lineage: Eukaryota; Metazoa; Chordata; Mammalia; Rodentia; Dipodidae
Gene: Gsto2
Product: glutathione S-transferase omega 2
Exons: 7
Coding region: 51-995 (314 amino acids)
Biological process (GO): glutathione metabolic process; L-ascorbic acid metabolic process
Cellular component (GO): cytoplasm
Molecular function (GO): glutathione transferase activity; glutathione dehydrogenase (ascorbate) activity
Source: RefSeq, a predicted model, not a curated record